GUUGAAUGAGCCUAGUUAGAGGGAAGAAGAGAACUCUCGCUCACAACACAAAAAUGUUCGAUGGAGUCCCAGACCAAUUCCAUCAGUUCAUGGCACCCACAACCUCAUCACUUCCACUUCACUUGCCUUUCCCUCUUAAUGCCACUCUGACACCCAAUACCACUAUCUUCCCUACCAUUGAUCCUUAUCCCUUGCCUCCGCACCACCCACCCCCUUCUCCUCCCCACAAACACCAACAGGAUAACAGCUUGGACAGAGCGUCCAUGAACUCGGAGGUUGAAAGAGAGAGGCAAUUACCUGAGCUCAUCAAUUCCUGCUGGACUCACGAUGAAGUGCUUGCGCUAUUCAGGAUCAGAUCUAGCAUGCAAACCUGCUUCCCAGACCUCACAUGGGAACAUAUCUCAAGGAAGCUAGCAGAGUUUGGAUUUAAGAAGAGUGCGGAGAAAUGCAAGGAGAAGUAUGAGGAGGAAAGCAGAUACUUGAACCACAUUAAUUACAACGAAAAUUAUUGUUUUAUUAGUGAGUUCGAACAAGAGCUUUAUCAAGAGGAAGGAGAUGAUCAAGACCCUGAAGCCGAGGUUGGGACAGAAGAAAAGUCGACGCCGCAGCUGCAAGAGCCAAGGGAGGGACAAGAAAAGACGUCAGGCCAUGCAUUGGAAGAGGGUUCUACAAGACAUGACACAUCAGCAGCACCUGUCAUUACGAAACGCUGCGUGGCAGAGAAACCAAAGGAGAGAAAGAGAAAGAAGCAAGACGGUAAAUUUGAGAUGUUUAAGGACUUCUGUGAGAACGUUAUCAGCAGGAUGAUGGCUCAACAAGAGGAGAUGCACAAUAAGCUUCUUGAAGAUAUGAUGAAAAGAGAUGAGGACAAGUUUGCGAGAGAAGAAGCUUGGAAGAAACAAGAGUUAGACAGGAUGAACGAGGAGCUCGAAAUGAUGGCGCACGAGCAAGCUCUGGCGGGCAAUCGGCAGGCCACAGUAAUAGAAUUCUUGAACAAAUGCGCGGCGAGCUCUCCCAAAUUAACAAAUAAUAGUUCAGAUCCGAACGCAUUGCAUUCGCAAAACCUUCAAUUUUCUGUCAAGAUUAAUAACGACAACAAUGAGCCACCACCUUCUUUUACAAUGAUAUCGCCAACCCAUCAAGAUACAAUAAACACUUCUGUAGCUUUACCCGUCAUGAACUCUAGAGCAGCAAGAGCAGUAGAAAACCCUAGUUCAAGUCAUGGCCAGGGGGGAUUACAAGUUGCAAAGAACCCUGGUUGUCUCAAUUUCGUUUCAACAUAUAAGGCGUCGUCGAGUGAGAAAGGAGACGUGGGGAGGAGAUGGCCGAGGGAAGAAGUGUUGGCUUUAAUAAACCUGAGGUGCAGUCUGAAUAACAAUAAUAUUAAUGAAGACAAGGAGGGAAUCAAGGCUCCACUGUGGGAAAGAAUCUCACAGGGGAUGUCAGACAUGGGAUACAAGAGAAGUGCGAAGAGGUGCAAGGAGAAAUGGGAGAACAUAAACAAGUACUUUAGAAAAACUAGGGAUAUUAACAAGAAGAGAUCGCGUGACUCCAGGACUUGUCCUUAUUUCCAUCUACUCGCUACUUUGUAUUUUCAAGAAAAGCUUGUUCCCGAUCAAUCUGAAUUAGGGCCACAAAGCAACAUGGUUUCACCACCAAAUCACCCUUCGCAUCAAGUCAUGCACUUCGACGGAGGUGACAACACUGUGAUGCAGUGUACCUAAGGUUUUGCAUGCGGAUUAAUCUGUUUUAAUUUAAUUCAUUUCUCCAUUUCAUGACAUAU
This is a messenger RNA of Neltuma alba, 1783 nucleotides long. Its product is annotated as trihelix transcription factor GTL2. Lineage: Eukaryota; Viridiplantae; Streptophyta; Magnoliopsida; Fabales; Fabaceae. The record is from RefSeq and is a predicted model, not a curated record. The transcript has 2 exons. The coding region runs from base 6 to 1724 and encodes 572 amino acids.